This is a messenger RNA of Triticum dicoccoides, 815 nucleotides long. RefSeq lists its product as uncharacterized. The transcript is spliced from 3 exons. NCBI's taxonomy places the organism in Eukaryota, Viridiplantae, Streptophyta, Magnoliopsida, Poales, Poaceae. The coding region runs from base 67 to 444 and encodes 125 amino acids. The record is from RefSeq and is a predicted model, not a curated record.
GCUCUCUUCUCGUUCUGCGGCUGUUGGUUGCGGCGGCGCUCGUUCUCUGCCGUCGACGGCGAGGGAAUGGAUGGGUCUGGUAUGGAGUUCCUGCUGGACACCGUCGACAGGUCGGAGAAGAUGGCCCAGAUAGAGCGCGGCAGUACCGGAGCGCGGGAAGCUGUGCGCCCUCGCCGUGAUGCAUCUCCGACGAGGUCGGUGCAGUCGAUCGACAGAGUCAAUCCAGAGGCCCCUGGCUGGACUAAAAGGCUUUGUCUAGGGAGUGCGCCACCGGACCGGGCACCAUGUCCUUCUCGGAUGAGCGCUCUGGAGCAGUCGGUUCGCAAGUAUGCAGAGGAACCUGAUAAGAGUCUAGUACUUCCUGAACUUGGCCUCAACUUUGAUUCGUCGGGCGAGGCCUACGAUUUCAUAAUUUGUACUAUUGGGAGAUCGGUACUGGAAUAAGGUCCACCUAGAGGACAAACUGCAUGCAGGAGAUCGUGUAUGGUUGCUCGGUGAGUAUUGAAGUUGGUGCCAAAUUUUAAAAGUUCAUAUUGAAGAGAGGGGAGCGCCCAAGAAACCACGGAAGCCAGGACAAUGCUAGAACUGCGGGAUAGAAGGGCAUUGCAGGAACACUUGCACAAGACCACUGGGUGUUGCUGACAAAUGAGUUAUGAAUUUUCAGUUUCUAAUAUGUAGUGUUGUUAUUUCGGAGAUUUUCUAUUGUGUUUCAGUUGGGCACUUCUCCACGCUUGUUCCUCACUCUACAACGGCGUGUGACAUAGUGUAUCGUAGCAAAAACUAUGUUUAUGAUUGUCUGAACUCUGUUUGCUUAA